Messenger RNA from Dicrocoelium dendriticum, 555 nucleotides. NCBI's taxonomy places the organism in Eukaryota, Metazoa, Platyhelminthes, Trematoda, Plagiorchiida, Dicrocoeliidae. The record is from the annotation of a GenBank genome assembly.
AUGACUGCUUCUAACAGCACGCUGACGAACCUCAAGUUGGAUAUUCUUGUCAACUGUGCCGGUGUAGGGUAUUUAUGCAAAACGUACGAUGCAGAGAAGAAGUCAACGCAUCCACUCGACACUUUCGAACAAAUCAUCAAAGUCAAUACCACCGGGACGUUCAACAUGAUUCGACUGGCUGCCGCAGCAAUGGCAGAGAACCAACCAGAUGAAGACAACCAACGUGGUGUCAUUAUAAACGCAGCUAGCAUUUCAGCUAGUGACGGGAUGGAAAAAUCUGCGGCGUAUUCGGCUAGCAAAGCUGCUGUGGUAGGAAUGACACUUCCAAUCGCACGAGAUUUGGCUGGCCUGGGCAUCCGCGUGGUAACUAUAGCACCAGGCGCGUUCAACACCCCUAUGUUUGCUAGUAUAUCUUCUGAGACCACUUCGUGCCCGUCCCCAUGCAAUCCCCGACGCACUGGCAAGCCGGAGGAGUUUGCUCAUCUGGUUGAAGCCGUGAUUCAAAACCACAUGCUGAAUGGUGUGGUGAUUCGUUUGGAUGCAGCUGCACGCUAA